AUGGAGGGGCAGCAUUCGGAAAGGCCACACAGCCGCACCUCAUCCGACAGGACCUCAUCGGCCAUGUCCCACAACCCCAGAAACUCCUCCCAUGUCUCCACAACCAUGAAGGAUCCAGCACGCAUGACGAAGGCACUUGAGGACUGUGCCCACAGGGACAGACCUGUACAACCCACCACCAUCCUGCUCUGCAAGUCCAAGAGCAGCCAGGCUGCUCUGGUGCCCAAGGACCACAAGGUGUUCAUGGAGGAGGCCUACAAUGCGGCCAUCUGCUACAAGAUGCUCCGAGAUGUGAGCAGCUCGGACUCCCUGCACCUGAAGUACAUCAUCAAGAAGAUCAAGAAAAUGGCUCAGGGGUCCCCCAACCUGGUGAUGGAAACCAUUCACGACUACUUGAAAAACAACCCAGAGAUCUCCAACCGGCACAAGUUCCGGCUGUUCCAGGUCCUGGAGACCGUCAUUGGAGCCAGUGACUUCCUGGAGGAGACCUGGGAGAGACACUUCUUGCAGCUAGCCUUGGAGAAUAUGACCAAGUCCACGGAGCUGGAGGACAUGUACCAGGACGCAGCCAGUAAUGUGCUAGUGGCCAUCUGUCGGCACUCGUGGCAGGUGGUGGCCCAGCAUCUGGAGACAGAGUUCCUGACCGGGGUCUUCCCACACCGCAGCCGACUCUAUGUGAUGGGUGUCCUGGCCUCUCGGGAAGAGCUUCUCAAUGAGGAAGACAGGGCACACUGGGAACACCUGCUGGCCCAGAUGGCCGUCAAGUCGGUGCAGUUCUUGAACACAGACGUAUGGUCCAAGGAACUGCUGUGGACCCUCACUAAACCCAGCCGAACCCAGCAGGAGCAGCCCCUAGAGAAGGCCUUCCUGUUCACCUACUACGGACUGAUCCUGCAAGCAGAGGAGAACAGCACCACGGUCAGGACACACCUGUGCGGCCUCCUGCAAACCUCCCACCAGUGGCCCAAGCAGAGGGAGGGCAUUGCCCUCACUGUGGGGCUGGCUGCAGCCCGCCACUUGGAUGACGUCUGGGCUGUCCUGGACCAGUUUGGCCGGAGCACACCCAUCAAGUGGAGCCUCCACAGCUCCUCUCCAAAGAACUCUGAGGACCCGCGUUGGAAAUGGGCCAGCAGCACCCUUCUCCUUGCCUACGGUCAGAUGGCAGCCAAGGCGAAGAUCUACGUCCUGCCCUGGGUGGAUAACAUCCUGGCAAGGAUGAUUUUCUACUUCCGCUACAGCUCCUGGGACGAGACUCUGAAGCAGAGCUUCCUUACUGCAGUCCUCAUGCUGGUGGGAGCCAUCAGCCGGAGUGAGGGCGCCCACAGCUACGAGUUCUCCCAGACCAGCGAGCUCCUUGAGUCUCUGAUGGUCUUGUUGGAAAAGGAGCCCCAGGAGUCACUGUGCUCGACCAGCCGCCAGCAGACCUUCCGCAUCAUCUCCAGCCUCUGCAAGCUAAGGCCCCCCAUAGACAUGGACAGGAAAUCCCGACUGCUGUCCACCUGCCUCCGAAGUGUGUUUGCCCUGCCACAGCUGGACACCCUGGAGAAACACACCUGCCUCUUCCUGGAGCCACCCAACAUACAGGUGUGGAGUCUGGCCAGGAUGUGCAGGAAAUGGGCCUCACUGGGACGCUGCAGCAGACAUGGGCUCUUACCCCCACUCCCCAGAGCAUGGCUGACCCCCCGACCCUCUGUACAGACCCUGCACCGCCAGACCAUGGAGGCACUGGACCACAUGCUGCAGACCUUCCUCACGCAGAACCCCACGGCUGAUGAGCUGCACUCCCUGCUGUCGCACAUGUACAUCUGGUUGGCGUCAGAGAAGGCACACGAGCGGCAGCGGGCUGUGCACAGCUGCGUGAUCCUCCUUAAGUGCCUGAACCAGGAUGGCUGCCUGGACUCAAAGGAGGACUUCAAACGGAUGGGGCAGCUGGUGGGCGUGCUGGGGAUUCUAUGUCAGGACCCAGACAGCGCCACCCAGCACUCCAGCCUGGAAGGGGUAGGCCAUCUCUACCAGCUCCUGACAAACCAGAAAGAGGACAUUUCACUGGUGGAAUGGCAAACCUCCAAGGAACUCCCCCGGCCCAGCUCAGAUGCAGCCUCACUUUGGAGCAGCGGAGAUCCCCCCACCCCCCAGGAGACGGCGUCCCUAAAGGACCGCUUCUUUCAACUGGGCAGCUCUCAAGCCAUCAAGGCCAAAGGUGGGAUCUCACUAGGGUGCAGUGCAGGACCUAGAGUGGCGCUGGCCUUCAAUAAACACCCAUGGAGUCCACCCAAAUUGAACCAGAUAGUGAAGAAGUGGUGCACAUGCCUGCGAGCACCCCAGCAGGACUUGGUCCAGUCUCAGUGGACUCCAGAACCUGUGUUCUUGGCUACUGCGGUGAUCAUGAGGCACCUUACGAUGGAGGAGCUGACCGACCUCAUCUGGACAGUCAUCAACAGCCUAGGCUCUACCAGCCCUUUCCACGUGCAGGCAGCUGCCCAGCUGCUUCUCUCUGCCAUCCAGGAGCACGGGGCCAAGCUGUUGACUGUUGGCAGCAUGGGCCAAGCCAUCUACCACCACCUCUGUACCAUCAGCAUCCCCCAAGCCAAGAAGCGUGCCCUGCAGGCCAUCACCCUGCUGGCCCGGAAUCAUACCCCUGAGCUGGUGGCUGCCUUCCUGGACUUCUCCAUCACCCUGGACAGGCACGCCUUCUGCAUGUGGAGGGCCCUGGGGGCUGAACAACCAGUGAGCCACCUGGUGCUGGCUGUCCUGCUGGCCUGGCUACAGGAGCGGCCCCUGCCUACUGGUGCCAGCGACAUCAGCCCCCACCCCAAGGAGAAGACCUACCUGCGCUCACUGGCCGCCAUGAACACACUUCAUGAAUUGCAGUUUGCCCGAGAGUUCAAGAUGGCCAUGCGGGAGGCCUACCCCAAGCUGCUCCUGACCCUUCUCACCCAGGUGCACUAUGUCCUGGAGCUGAGCCUGCCCAGUGAGUCCCAGCCCGAGCAGCGCGCCCAGGAGGCGACCACGCCCAGCCCCCAGAGGUGUUCCACAUCACUGGAGGCGCUGAAGAGUCUGCUGUCCACCACAGGGCACUGGCGUGAUUUUGCCCACCUGGAGCUGCAGGGCGCCUGGAAGCACUUCGCCUCCAUCCACACUUAUGCACAGGGCGUGGGCCUCCUUGCCAGGGCCAUGGUGGAGAACCACUGCAAACAGAUCAAGGCAGUACUCAGUCACCUGCUGCCCAGCCUGCAGAGCCAGCAGGAGCGAGAAAGGAAGGCCGCCAUUCUCAUCUUCACCGAGUUCCUCUACAGCCCUGCCCUGCUGGAGGUGCUUUCCAAACAGGCCGCCCUAACCAUGCUGCUGCAAGGCCUCAGGGAUGCCAGCCUUGAGGUCCGUGUGUUCAGCCUGCAGGGCCUUGGGAACAUUCUCUUCCACCAGGAAAAGGGAAGCCUGCUUCGGGGGCAGCUGCCAUCCUUUCUUAGUGGCUUCUUCCAGAACAGUGAGCCUGUAGUCGUGGGCAUCAUGGGUACCGUAUCCAAAGUGCUACAUCGCCUGGGCAUGCAGGGGGCAGGUGCCCAGGCCCUCAGUGUUGCCAUCAAUGCCCGCUCCUUCUUCGAUGAUGAGCACGACAUGAUUCGAGCAGCUGCCAUGGCAUUGUUCGGGGACCUGGUGGCCACAAUGGUGGGCAGGGAGCUGAGCGGCCUCCGGACCCACGUGUACCAGAGCAUGGUGCCUCUGCUCCUGCACCUGAAGGAUCAGUGCCCAGCCGUUGCCACGCAGGCCAAGUUCGCCUUCUACCGCUGUGCAGUGCUGCUCUGCUGGCAGCUGCGGCACACCCUGUUCUGCACACUGGCCUGGGAGCACGGCGUCAGCACCCGCCACUUCCUCUGGACCUGUCUGAUGACCCACAGCCAGGAGGAGUUCAGCAUCCACUUGGCACAGGCCCUUAGCUACCUGCACAGCCGCCACCACCGCAUCAAGACCUGGGCAGCACUCUUCAUAGGGUACACCAUCUGCUACCACCCCCAGGCCGUGUCCCAGAUGGUGAAUGAUGUGGACAUCAAGCUGCUGUUGUGCACAUUUGAAGAACUCAAAAAAAACUCAGAGCCUGGCAUCCAGGAAUUUGCCACCAGACUACUCUCCUUCCUUGGGAAGGUACAAGCCAGACCUCAGAAGUGACUUCCAGCCUCUUCUCCACCUUCUCCUCCUCCUCCUCCUCCUCCUCUCUGUCCCACUCAGGACAGCCCUGCCCCACUGUCCAUACAGUUUGGUUGCAUAACAUUUUUCCAUUUGAAAGAAAAAUCUAGAUUCAACAAAGCAUGGCACUUGUCAGCUCCCUGCCCACCAUCCGUGGGCUCCUCUGCUGUGGCCAAACAAGGCCCCAGGAGACACUGGCAGGACUCAGGGAUAGGAUCAGUGGGGAGUGGGGUGGGGGGGUAAGAGACAAACUGGGAAGUCUGUGAUAGGCCCUGCAAAUGGCAGCCCCUCUGCUCCUAGCAAUGAGGUCAACUCUGAGUAACCUCAUGGUGCCCACAGCCUUCAGUCCGUCUCCAGCUUGGAGCUGGAGGGGCUGUGGGGGCUAAUGGUUGGGAAGGGCUCUCCACCAGCCCCCCUGUCUGCAGCCCAGGGUCUCCACCCCCACCUCCACCCUUCUCAGUCCAGUCAGGGCUGGCCCAGGGAGCAGCUGACAGCUGAACCAGUCCAGCCAACCCUGGAUGAGCUAUUACCCCUGUGGCAAAGGCCUUGGCUCUUUGGGCCUAUCUGUAAAAUGGGUACUAAGGCCUUUCCUCCCAGAUGCCAUGGAGGGCUGACUGCAAGGAGGAUCCCAUCUGUCAGCCAGGCUCUCCCCCCUCUUAGCCUCAGUUUCCCCACAUGUGAAGUGUGGUCUUUCACUUGUCUGUGUAUCCAGAGCUCUCCUGGGGCUUCACCCACAGGUAGCCUCCCAAGACCCUAUCAGACCAGCCAGCUCCCCACAGUGGGGACUAAUGGUUGCACUGGCUGACCCCAUCUGUCCCUCUACACUUGGCUCUAUGCCCUCCACCUGAGCACCUCCCCUACCCCAGACCCAGCUGUGGGGUCCCUGCUGGACAGAAGACCCCCAACACCCCACCUUGCCCAGACGAAUCCCCAGGCUUUCACCCUCUGCCACCCCUAGAGUGUGAACCUCUUAGGGCAGGGACUCGCUGCUCAGGACCAACAGAGGUCCCAAAUCUGGGGUGAUGGAUUGAAAGAAUACCAUCACCUUCUGUAAAUGUGCCACAGGUGUAGCUGAGUUCCCAGACACACCAUUUGAGGAAAGGAGAAAAUAGCCAUCUGAUAGAGCAGGGCCCCUCUCCACCCAGGAGCUCGGUGCCCAGGCUCUGUCCCAUCUCUUCCAUGUUUCUCUGGGAAGUAGAGCUGUUCAAAGGGCUUUUGGGGCAAUUUUGCCUUCCUGUGUGUCCCCAUUUGUCCUCUAGCCUCAGGUGCCUGCUACUGAGCCAUCCUCUGCUUGGUCCCUGGCUGGGGAGGGUCCCGAGUCCAGCUUGGUGUGGGAGUAGUAGCCUGGGCACGGCAGCAGUCUCCCCUAGGGUCAAGUUUGCUGGUUGCCUAUCGUCUCCCCUCCAGCAUCCUGGACUGAGGGCAUCAGGCCCAAUUCUGUAGCUGCCUCUAGUUCCUCCUCCUCUCUGAGCAGACUUGUUUAGGAAAAGCCUGGGGCUGGAAGGGUCUAGACAAGCCCCUCAGGCUCUCUGAGUCUGUCACUCAACUGGAAAUGGAGGAGAGAUACUGGCCAGGCACUGGGGACAGGAAGGUUGUGAGGACUUCACACACAGUAGGUGUGUUUCAUUACAGCACUCCCAGCAACAGCAGUUCAAGUCAGGCCCAGCGGAGCAGGCCUGAGGGCGGAAAGAUGGGGCCUGUAUUCCCCUUGGUGCCCCUGCCAGGCCCCUAGGAAAGGUGCAGCCUCCCCAGGCCACCCAGGGCCCCACUGCAAGUGUGAGCAGGACAGGUCCAGUUGGGUGGUGCUGUAUUUGAGGACAUGAGCUUCCAGCAAGGCGUCACUGUGCUGCCCAGGCAUGAGGCCCACCCUCCUGGGAGAAAGGGUGAUUUCUGGGGGGGCUCCAUGGGCCUCUCUCAGGUGCCUGGGGACCCAUUCCAGAGUGGGGUAGGGUAGGAGGACAUAGGCAUAGGGUUGGGCCCACAGCGGGAAAGGCCCAACUCGAGUGACAGAUGCAGGUGGAGGUAGCUUGGGCUCUGUUCUGGGACUGUAUCAUUGACCAGGCAGGGAGUAGGAAGGGGGGUCAUCCAAGGCCUGUGGGUUUCCACAGGCCAUGUCAGUGCUUUGAGGCCCUAGGGUAACUGCAUACACGUAGCCAGCCAGGCCAUCACUGGGUCUGCCCUCUUCCCAGCUGGGCCUAUCCUUGUCCCCUUUCCCCAACCCAGGGACAGGCUGGCUCCAGCUUGGGAAGCUGUGUACAGAAGCAUGUGAAUGGUGCAAUUCGAAUUUGAAUUCCAGCCCCAGGCACUGCGCGCCUCCCCGUACCCUCACCCGCCUCCUCUCCCUCCAGACUGAUGGACUGUGCUUUCACCCUGACCCGAGGACCACUGCGCCUGAUGCACAUCACACCACCCCCCACUGGGCUCCUUUGGGCUCAGGAAGUUAAAAUGAGGACACCUGGUAGAGGUGGGAAGGGAGGUCACCCUGCCUGACACAGGGCCCUGAAGAAGUGACAAGUGCACUCCACCCUGUCCUGCAGAUGGGCAACAUUGGUGACCAACCUCACCUUCUAGUGUCCCAUCCCCAAAAUGAACUCAGCAACACAGUCCAAGACGCAGCUCCCCUCUGCUGUAUCAGGGAUACGGAGACCCAGGUCAGGGUGUGCAGGGCCUGGCAUGGCCACCAAGGGGUCCCACGGGAGCACACAGGAGCCGAGAGCAAGGAAGGAGGAACCCAGGAGAAAUGGGAGUGGGGAAAGCAGGGUCCCAGGAUGGUGGCCUCCCAGGGGCCCAUAACCAUCUGGCCACCCCCGUCUGGCCCUUCCCCCACU
Castor canadensis (American beaver) is the source of this 7010-nucleotide messenger RNA. The record is from RefSeq and is a predicted model, not a curated record. NCBI's taxonomy places the organism in Eukaryota, Metazoa, Chordata, Mammalia, Rodentia, Castoridae.